CGUGUGCGCACCGACGUCGACGCACACCAGUCGCGUGUUGCGUGUCGUGCCGAUCACUUCUCGUAGGUAUUAUUAUUAUUAUUAUUAUUAUUUCUUCUCUGCCCGGAUAUCCGCCGACGUUAAAGUCACCGGCGCGUGCGAUUUUAUCUGCCGGCAUAGUUUUCCGACAUCGUGUAUUGCAGGUGUAUAUCCAUUUUCCGCGGUUUCUCGAUCGAACAUUUUCGGCGAGCGCAAUUCACAAACGCGCGAGGAUAUAUCGACACACACAAUCGUUAUCGUCGUCGCCGCAGCAACAGCAACAGGAACAUAGACUCGGUUCGUCUCCUAUCGCCACUCGCCAACCAAAUGUCACGUGACCCAAGUGUUUUAAAUACAGAAAACAAUAAAUAAAUAAAUCGCCGAAAUGUCUGCGUCGUACUUGUGGGUGGUUUGCACCCUGUUGGCCAGCGUCCUCUGCGGGGCCCACGGUGCGAGCAGUCCGACCAAAACUUACACGGGAUACAAGCUGAAGCCAACGUCUCUGCGCAUGAUUUAUCACCAUGACCAGACCAUAGCCAUUGUGGAGAUUGGCGAAGGCAAAGCGCUCCUCAACUGCGAGCUCGUCGAAAUCUACAACGACGACGAGGGCAAAGAAAUGUUGAAAAAUCUGACGAGAAUCAACAAGCCGCUGCGGAUCACCCUGGACCAAAUGAUGAAACUGAUUGGCCAAUGCGAUCUGUUGGACCCUCACCAAGUAAAUCCCGAAGAGGUGAGGCUGCACGCGCGUGGGGUCGACGGCGGCAAAGAAAUGAACUCGAACGGCGUCCAAACGACUACGUCCAGUUCGCUGUACUCGGGAAUACUACCAGGUACAAAAUGGUGUGGCAGUGGGGAUCUAGCUACAACGUAUUUUGAUUUGGGACCAGAGGUCAAACUGGACAUGUGUUGUAGAACCCACGAUCUGUGCCCAUCAAAAGUCAGAUCGUAUGCUACUAGAUACAACAUCACCAACGAUUCCAUGUACACAAAAUCUCAUUGUAUUUGUGACAAAACGUUUUACAAUUGUCUGAAAAAGGCAAAUCAUUCGACCGGAGAUCUCAUGGGAACUUUAUACUUCAAUAUACUUCGUGUGCCAUGUGUGGAUGAAAGGAAUGGAAAAACAGUGUUUAAACUACCACCAUCGUAUUAAAUUAUAUUUUAAUGUUUGUAUAAUAAUUAAGGUACUUUAUGUUGUGUAUUAGUUUAUUUAUAUUUAUUUUAAUAUUUAUACAUGAGUAUAAGCUGAUAAACAAAAUCAAAUUAUACAAUGUACAUUACAUCAUCGAAAUAAAUGUUGACAAUAGUAUUUUGUCGCAGUAUUAAUUAUUGUUA
Metopolophium dirhodum (rose-grain aphid) is the source of this 1350-nucleotide messenger RNA. RefSeq lists its product as uncharacterized. The coding region runs from base 404 to 1168 and encodes 254 amino acids. The record is from RefSeq and is a predicted model, not a curated record. Gene Ontology annotation, biological process: phospholipid metabolic process; arachidonate secretion. Lineage: Eukaryota; Metazoa; Arthropoda; Insecta; Hemiptera; Aphididae. The transcript has 5 exons.